AUGCCGGUAAAUGCUGAUGUUGACCUUGACAGGGUGCAACAGCUGGUUGAGGGUGGUGGCAUAAAGCCAGAAACUUUGAAAAAGAGAGCUAAAUCACUCGAUGCCUUGGAAAACUUUCUGAAAUCCAAGCAUGGCACCUCACUUGAACAAGCACUGAUAAGUGCCAAUUUUGAAAACUUGUUGAUGGCCUACUUUGAAAGUCUUCGUGUGCAACAACGAGAUGAAUCUGGUAAUGUGAGUUACAUCAUACCCAAGCGGAAGAAGAUGGAGUCCAACAAGUCUAACCUCAAACUCGCCAUACUCACUAAAACCGAAAACAAGGUGGACAUCUUGAACCAUGGACGGUUCCCCAAGCUCACACAACUUCAAAAAGGUGUCUCAAAAGCAUAUGCAGACUAUUCCGCGCGGACUAUUCCGCGCAGAUAG
This is a messenger RNA of Paramuricea clavata, 426 nucleotides long. NCBI's taxonomy places the organism in Eukaryota, Metazoa, Cnidaria, Anthozoa, Malacalcyonacea, Plexauridae. The record is from the annotation of a GenBank genome assembly.